This is a messenger RNA of Antechinus flavipes (yellow-footed antechinus), 4808 nucleotides long. RefSeq names its product mediator complex subunit 21 (gene MED21). Bases 884 to 1318 code for a protein of 144 amino acids. Lineage: Eukaryota; Metazoa; Chordata; Mammalia; Dasyuromorphia; Dasyuridae. The transcript is spliced from 4 exons. Gene Ontology annotation, biological process: regulation of transcription by RNA polymerase II. The record is from RefSeq and is a predicted model, not a curated record. Gene Ontology annotation, molecular function: transcription coregulator activity. Gene Ontology annotation, cellular component: mediator complex.
AACACGUACAAAGAAUGCACCACCCAUUUCCAAAUAUUUAAUUAUAUACACAUGAGUGUAUAUGCAUUUAAAAUUUAAUAGAAUACAGUCCCCAACAGACUUCUAGAAAUGCUAGGAUUUCACGAGAAGCAACAUUAUUGAGCAUUGACGACUGGUAUCCAAUACCUGCGUAGUUUGCAACGUAAAGGUGACCAUGUACAAUAGAAAAGGGCAGCACAACCGCACUUCAAGCUGGAAGAUUUAGUGCUAGGUUUAAGUGAUGAACCUUAAGUUGGACAAAUCAUUUAAUCUUAGUUUUUUCCUCUGAAAUUCAGGGACACAUAAGCAGAUAACUUAAGGACUCUUUACUGCUCUACAACUAGGAUCCUAUGUCCAAAAUAAAGCUAGCUACAACUGUAUUUAGCCCGCCUAUGAAACGCUAGCGCUGUGCAAGAACAUAGUCCCUGCCCUCAAGCCGUUUACAAUCUAAAGGGAAGAACAAGUCACAACAGAACUAGAUAAGUAGCGCAGUAACGCAGUGCUUGGUCUGAGAUAGGAAAGAUUUGCCAGAGUUCAAAUUUGACCGUGAGCAUUUAAUUAGCCUUGUAACCUUAGGCGAAUCACUUAAGCCAAUUUGCCUCAGUUUCCUCAAUUGUGACAUGAGCUAGAGAAGGAAGUGACAGACCGCUCCAGUAACUUAAAAAGAAAAUCCAAAAGGAGUCCCGAAGAAUAGCUCAGGAACGAAAUAACUAAAUAACAAAGUAGUUCCACGAACUAUUCCCUCUAGGACAAUGGCUCCACCCCCCCUUAUGGAGAGCGAUCACGCAAUUGGUCGCUGGCGCCGUCCAAUCAGCCGGGAGCGGGCUAUAGGAAGGGCUGCGGCAUUGGCGUCUGCGCUAGCAACAUGGCGGAUCGGCUCACUCAGCUUCAGGACGCCGUCAACUCGCUUGCAGAUCAGUUUUGUAAUGCCAUUGGAGUGUUGCAGCAAUGUGGUCCUCCUGCCUCCUUCAAUAAUAUUCAGACAGCAAUCAACAAAGAUCAACCAGCAAAUCCUACAGAAGAAUAUGCCCAGCUCUUUGCAGCACUAAUUGCACGAACAGCAAAGGACAUAGAUGUUUUGAUAGAUUCAUUACCUAGUGAAGAAUCUACAGCUGCUUUGCAGGCUGCAAGUUUGUGUAAGCUGGAAGAGGAAAACCAUGAGGCUGCUACUUGUCUUGAAGAUGUUGUUUGCAGAGGAGAUAUGCUUUUAGAAAAAAUACAGAGUGCCCUUGCAGACAUUGCUCAAUCACAGUUGAAGACAAGAAAUGGUACUCACAGCCAGUCUCUUCCAGACUCCUAGCACUGUUGAACACACAGCAUGUGGCUGAAAAAUUGAACUGUUUUAAUACAACCUAAGUUCUGCAUCAAAUUUAGAUGUGAAUUAUACCAACAUUUGCAAAAAAAAAAAAAAAAAAAAACAAAAACAAAAGCACUGUGAGAUGAUUUAUCUCUAAUAAUUCUGAACAGUCUUCCCUUGUCACUUUUGAUAUAGAAUAAGCCCUAUAAAAUGUUGUGGUAAGUUUGUAAAGUGAAUCAGCUUUAAACUAUUUUGUUGUCAUUGUUUCCAUUGUUUUCUGUAUAAAGUUAAAUUCCUUUUGCUGAUUGAGGAUAAUCUUGCUUUCAGGGUCUUAUUAAUAUAGUUAACUAGAGUCAGUUAUAAAGUCCUGAGUUGAAACAAUUUGUUGUCUCAUUUAAUUGUUUCUUCCAGACUGUAAAAUUUCUUAGUGUAGGGAAGGGAAAGUAAUAAUUAUUUAUUAAAUGCCUACUUUGUGUCAGGCACUCAAAUAAUAUUUCAUUUCGAUAAAGCAACCAUGUUCUACCUAACUUUUGUAUCUUCUGGGACACUAACUAAUCUUCUUCACAUAAUGGGUACUUCAUUGUUGAAUUAAAUUUAUUCAAUAAUUUCUGCUCAAUUUUAAAACCAAAAUGCUUUUUUUUAAAAUCAGUUUUGUUGAUUUUUGUUUUUACAUUGCCUAGAUUUUUUCAUAUCCCUUUACCUUUUUUCUCUUAGUCAUACCUUAUAACAAUUAUUUUAAAAGAAAAGAGAAAGGAAAAAAUAUUUAGUAAAACUGCUCAAUAUAUUAAAAAAAAUCUCAUGUGUAGUGUUCCACUACCUCUCAUUUCUCAUCUUUCUAGUUAUUUACCCUGCCUCCUCCCACAAAAUCAUUUCUUCCCUCAUCUAAGUUUUCAUUUAUUGCUAACAUUUGCAUUUCUGUCUUCCUUGUUCCCUUUGUACUCACAUGCCCUUCUACUUUAUCUCUAUACCUGUCUUCCCAAAAUGUCCUUUUGCUCUGUCCUUCUGCUGUACCCUCUGGGAUUUUUGUUUCACAGUCUAUCCUGUUCUUUUUCUCAGACCCAUUUCUCAUUUUUUUCUAUAUCAUUUUGCAUGAUUGAAUAAUUACAAAAUGCUACAUGAUUAAUACAAAUAAUAUGCAUUAAGAGUUCUUAAAAGGGAGCGAUCGCUUUCAGUCUUGGAAUAUUCUACAAAGAAGCUAUACCUUAAGGAUUUUAACACCAAGGCAAGGUGAUGAAAAAAAAUGGUAUAAACAAAAGUAGGAAAACACAAGAUUUAUUGCUUGAUUAAUGUAAAGAAGGAAUAGCAAUUAAGACUAGAAAGAUAGUUUGGAUCCAGAUUAUGGCAGUCCUUGAAUGCCUGGCUAACGUGUUUGGAUUUCUGCUGGCAUUUAAAGGCUUUUCAUAUGAAAAUGAUAUGAUCUAUUGUAUCACCAGCUACUUAGUGGACAUUUUGAACUGAAUGUUCCAUAGGAUUUCCAAAUUUAACAUAUAUGAAAUAGAACUUUUAUCUUUUUCUGUUUCCCUCUUCCAAAUUUCCUUUUUUUCCAUUGAAGAUAACACUAUCCUUUCUACCUUUUAUAACACUCUCAGCUCCUUACUCUCUCUAACAGUCACUUCCUUUCUUCUCCAUAAUCAAUUGCCAAGCCUUAUCAUCUCUUAUUCUUUCCCUUCUCUUUACCAAAAUCAUAUGCACCCUAGAUCAGUCCCUUUAACAUUUUCAUCUUCUCUAUUGCAAUACCCUAAUUGAAUUUCUGGAGACUUGCAUUCACCUUAUCUAACCUGGAAUCUCCCAAUUGCUCUGUGACCAUUUCCAAACCAUGUUGUUAGCAUGGACCCCCCUUCCCCUCUCUAGCACACUUCUAUAUGUUGUUCUUACCAAUAAGAAUGUAUGCUGCUUGAAGGUAGGAUCAUCAUGCUUGCUUGUAUUUAGAUCCCCAACACUUACUGUGUCUGAUACAUAGUGCUUAAUAAAUGCUUCAUUGUACAUGUCUUGCUACUCAUCUAAUCUAGCACAAUAAUUGUUCACCCUCAAAUCUUUUCCCUUUCUAGUAAUUCUUGUCAAAGGAAUAUAUCUAAAAUGUGUAAAAUGUAGUUACUUUUUGCUUCUAGGAGUAUUUCAAUGUUUUUCCUGGCAAUACAACAUGGUGUCACCCUUUCCAUACUUAUUACACAUUGUUCCCCUUAAUGUAAUUUACUGGCCAGCCAGACUUCCUUUGCUAUUUGUCACAUAAAACAUUCCAUCCUUCACAGGUAUGCAGCCCUUCCUCACUUCUGCCUCAUAGAACAUGUAAUUUAUUUUGAAGCUCAGUUCAAGCCUCUACACGAGUUCUUCCCUCAUCCUUUUGAGUUGUGGAUGUUUUCCUCACUCCCCAAAUUUUCUUAGAUAAUUUUGUAUCUGUUUUAAAUAUAUGUAAAGAUAUUAUAUUCUGAAAUAGAUCUCCUUGAGGAAGCAGUUGAGGGAACAGUGUCUUUUCCAUCUUGGUUUGUAUCCCUAGCAUUACAAUGCAUAGUAAUUGCUAUAUAAAUACUUGGUAACUGAUCAAUGAUAAAAACAGCAUGUGAAAAUAUCUGAUUGUGGAGAAAAGCUGAAAAAAAUUAUAAAUGAAUGUGAUGGAAUAUAAUAUUAUUAACGUGAAUUCAAAGAAAUAUGGCAAGUUUUUUUUGAGCUAAUGAAAAGCUAAAAAAUAGAACCAAAAGAAUAUAACUAUAAUGUGCUUUAAAAAGAUCAAAAAAAACCUGAAUUUUGACUAACUGAUAAUGCAACAUAUUAUCUACCUCAUUGCAAAAAAAAAAAAAAAGUUCCUGAAUCAAAUACGGUCUGGCACAGACUGAUUGCUUCACUUAGUAGUAUUGUCAAAAUUUUUCACUUGGUCAUCUUAUUCCUGUAAUUUAUAGAAUAUAUUCAAAAGUAGAAUGCACCAGAAAACUAAAAAUAAGAAAACAAUGUGGGUUUGUAAUAAGAGCAUUUACCUUUAAUAUUUUAAAAACAGAACUCAAAUUUCAUAAGUUUGUAUAUUUAGGAAGAGAACUAAACUUAGAGGCCUCUUAGUCCAAAGCCCUCAUUUUGUUUAUGAGGUAAUAAUGUUACACAUUAAGUGAUUUGCUCAACACCACAUAUAGUAUAUUUUAUUCAGUUCCAUAAAAAAUAGCAAGGAAUUUCAUUGAUUCAUCCAUAUUAAACCAAUGUGUUGUGCUUAACUGUUCUUAUCUAUCAAUAGGGAAAUUAAUCUGAAAGCUAAAUGGAAAAGAAGCUCCCAGUAGCUAUAUAGAAACAAUGAAUUAUUUUGAACACCAUUUCAUCCUACUAUGUUGUGUCAACAAAUUUUGUUUAUUCAUGAGUAUGGUGAUGGAGGAAAUUUACUCAAAUGUCACUGUUUUGUCCUUUCAGCUUGGAAAGCAUUAUAGGCUUUAAAAAUAUUUAUAUUAUCAAGUUAUUCAACAAUUUUUUGUCUACUGUAAAUAUAAUCAUUUCAUUAAAAUCUUCUAACAGUCAA